Penaeus vannamei (Pacific white shrimp) is the source of this 1070-nucleotide messenger RNA. The record is from RefSeq and is a predicted model, not a curated record. Lineage: Eukaryota; Metazoa; Arthropoda; Malacostraca; Decapoda; Penaeidae.
ACGCAUGUGUGGUGUCCGCGUCAAAGUCGAAAUGUCAACAGGACGCUCUCGACGUGACCGCUUCCAUUCCCCUCCCAGACGUGGUGGUGGUGGGGGAAGACGGUCGAGGUCACGAUCUCCCAGGCGCUUUGGGGGUGGAGGUCGUGGUGGUGGACGCUCACGCUCUCGCUCUCCUCGCAGGUCCCGUUCCCGCUCUCCAAGUGACCAUGAAUAUGAGGCAAGGCCAGCCCGCCGUGGAUCCCCAAGAUAUGAUGAUUACCGUCGCCGAAGUGAAUCCCCAGCAUUCAAGAGACGCUCACGUUCUCGAUCAUAAGUGGAGGAGCCAAACAAAUGAGAGAUGCCUUGUGUUAUAACUUGGAAAGUGACAAGUUGAUAAUUGAAGGCUGUAGUAUGUCUGCUUCAAAGCUACUCCCUGUUGCACUGUGACAGGAUUAUUGGUUAUUUGUUUCUUUUUAUGCAAUUUCAUUACAAGGAUAUUGCUCUUUAGAUUCAAAGACUUCUUUUCUUGUAUUUUAUUUAUUUUUUAUUUUAUUUUUUUUUUUUUUGCAACAAGGUUACUUGUUUCUCAUUUGUUGAAAUAUUGACUGCAUCAGGAAGCUCAGGCAAGUUAUUUGCCUUUUGAUGCUGAAAAUUUCAUUUCUCAAAUGUUCACAUUUUUCUUCAAUAUGGAAUUGAUAUCCAGAGUUUUUUAAAUGCUUGUGUGAAUGUGAAUGGAAUGAAUGAAUGUUUGUGUAUGUAUGCAAGUCACACCUAUACCUUUCACACAAUUUUCUUUUUAAACUCAUUACUUACAAAAUAACUAGAAAGGUAUAGGAGAUUCCAAUUUAGAUUAAGGAUACCUGAACAAAUAAAGUUUCACAAUUAAAAGUGUUUAUUUAUCAUGGGUGUAAUUUUUGUGCUAAGCAUUAUUUCCUGUCAAUCCUCAAAAUUUUGUCAGAAUUUGAAAACAUGCAUCCAGUUAAGAAGCUAAACUUCAAGAUUGUAAAGAUGUAUUAACAGUAGGAUAUACAACUUUGUAGUUUCACAAGAUCCAUUAUUUUGUAUUAAUCUUAUUAAAAAGGAUAUGAAUA